AUGGUUAUGGCAACGAAUGGCCCUGGGUGCGCUCAUCAAGAUGAGUCGAAAUUCUGGCAGGAUGAGAUUUCGCAUUCCCUCCUCUCUCUCAUGCAGAGUGCUGGAUACUCUCUUGAGGGUCAGGAACAGUAUGUCGACUUCGUUAAUAAGUUUGUCAUCCCUUCCCUGGGCCCCCGACCCAUUAUCACCAAGUCGGGCGCUCGCCUGCCUCAUUUCGACAGCUUCUGCUCUGACGACUUCUCGCCUGCAGAGCUCAGCUGGAAUAUUGGGCCUAAACAUUCCAAAAUCAGGGUAGGCUCCGAGCCUAUCGGACCAUUCGCCGGGACAGCAAAAGACCCUUUCAACCAAAAUGAGUCCCAGGUGGUCAUGUCGCGUCUGCUACGCCAAGGACGUGGUCCCGUCGAUGGGGAGCUUUGGGAGUUCUUUAAGAAACACCUUCACGUUGAAGCAAAGCACGCCAAUGAGAUCGUUUCCAAAAUGGCGCCCAACGAACAUAUGACAAGCAACACCAUCUCGUUCGAUCUAGAUGGCGAGCUGCCGGCGCCGAAGGUGUACUUCUAUCCCAUCCCCAUUUCUCUGCUGGCGAACAAUCAUGCUGGCGAGAUCAUCACUGAUGUUAUCGCGCAACUGCCGGUGAAUCUGGAGCCCGCAUUCAACUAUGUACGCGACUUCGUCUACCGUUACAAGAGGCAGCGCGACAACGAGUACAUCUUGCGGCUGGAGCUGAUCGCCUUUGACGCGGUGCGCCCAGCCGAUUCCCGCUUCAAGCUGUACCUACGCACCAAAGAAACAUGCCUCGCACGAGUGGAGGAGGUGUACUCGCUCGGAAGCUCACUCAAGGGUCCCGAGAUAGAUAACGGCCUGAAUCUGAUCCGGUCCUUCUAUCUUCAUGUCCUAGGAUUGACCGCCACAGAGGAGGAUUUGCCUCGCAGCACGCACCGCACGGCGGGUAUCAUCUUUAAUAUGGAGAUGAAGCACAACAGCCCCGCACCAGUACCGAAGGUGUAUGUUCCCGUCCGACACUAUGGCGGUACGGAUCUGCGUAUCGCCCAGUCGCUCAGUAAUUUCUUCCGCGCUUGGGGGCUCAUACACCUUGCCGACACUUACGUUGAUGCUGUGCAAGAGGCCUUGUAA
Molecule: messenger RNA, 1134 nt
Organism: Colletotrichum spaethianum
Lineage: Eukaryota; Fungi; Ascomycota; Sordariomycetes; Glomerellales; Glomerellaceae
Product: 7-dimethylallyltryptophan synthase
Exons: 1
Coding region: 1-1134 (377 amino acids)
Biological process (GO): alkaloid metabolic process
Molecular function (GO): transferase activity, transferring alkyl or aryl (other than methyl) groups
Source: RefSeq, a predicted model, not a curated record